Molecule: messenger RNA, 531 nt
Organism: Pocillopora verrucosa
Lineage: Eukaryota; Metazoa; Cnidaria; Anthozoa; Scleractinia; Pocilloporidae
Source: RefSeq, a predicted model, not a curated record
GUUGUAUAUUUGCAUAGUCUUGCAAACGGAGCUGUUGCUGUCGGUUUAUUAUAUCAGCUUUUCUCCUUGACUCUUUGUUAAGGCUGGUAAGAAAACUUAAAAAAGAAGGUCGGAAGUACGGAGGUUGACAGGUCAUGUGACUUAUCUAACGCUUGUGCGCCAAGGUCGCUCUGUUUACUCUGAAUAACACAGUGAUGGCGGAAGAUGGUAAGGUCAGCGUUGAUGAUGGGAAAUCUACAGACGCUGCAGAGGAACGUCAAGUCAGAUCUGGUGACUUAAAAGUGAAUUUAGCUGAUGAUAUUCAGGCAGACGUUCCGGCCGUUUUACCGUCAGAUGGUACAUCGCAAUUUGAUGAUGCAACCUUAAAAGCGAUGGCGGAGGUGUACUUGAAAGAAGGUGACAACGAGUACAGCAAAGGAGAAACCAACAAUGCUGUACACUUUUACUCGGAGGGACUGCAAGUGAACUGCAAAGAUGUCAAACUAAACGCCAUACUCUAUAGCAACAGAGCAGCGGCUCAGCUCCUUCUGG